AUUGAUAUUUGAUUGUUUGAUGUUUCUAAUGUUUUGUAUUGAGAUUGUCGGCUGUCGCAAAACCUAAUUUUAUUCAAUAAUUGGUUUAAUUUAAUGAAUGAAGUCGCGGAACAUCGAUUUUCAAGUUAAAUUAUUAAAUAAAACACACUUACAUUUCAAUUGUAUUUUUAUAACUGAAUAAGAUCUUACAAUUAUAACCAAUGAUGAAACUAGUGGAUCAAGUUGUGAGGAGUUUCAAGGUGGCAAAAGUUUUUCGAGAAAAUACAGAUAAAAUAAAUAGUAUAGACUUCUCACCUAGUGGAGAGACUUUAAUAUCGUGCAGUGAAGAUGAUCAAAUUGUUAUAUACGAUUGUGAGAAGGGAACGCAAAUGAUUACUGUAAACAGUAAAAAAUAUGGUGUUGAUUUAAUCCAUUUUACACAUGCUAAGAACACUGCAAUUCACAGCUCAACCAAAGUUGAUGACACUAUAAGAUAUUUAUCACUUCAUGAUAACAAAUAUAUACGAUAUUUCCCUGGACACACAAAAAAGGUUGUAACAUUAUGCUUAUCGCCAGUUGAAGACACUUUUUUGUCAGGAUCAUUGGAUAAAACUUUACGCCUUUGGGACUUACGUUCUCCAAAUUGUCAAGGUCUAAUGCAUUUAUCAGGUAGACCCGUUGCUGCUUAUGAUCCUGAAGGGCUAAUUUUUGCUGCUGGCGUCAAUUCAGAAAGUAUUAAAUUGUAUGAUUUAAGAUCAUUUGAUAAAGGACCAUUUGUAACUUUUAAAUUAAAUCAGGAAAAAGAAUGUGAUUGGACAGGGCUUAAGUUUUCUCGAGAUGGAAAAACUAUGCUCAUAAGUACAAAUGGUUCUAUUAUAAGGUUAGUUGAUGCAUACCAUGGGACCCCACUUCAAACAUUUACAGGACAUCUUAAUAAUAAAGGAAUACCAAUUGAGGCAUCUUUCAGUCCUGAUUCACAAUACAUAUUUAGUGGUUCUACAGAUGGAAGGGUACAUGUUUGGAAUGCUGAUACAGGAUACAAAGUGUGUGUUUUAAAUGGUGAUCAUCCGGCACCUAUUCAAUGUGUUCAAUUCAAUCCAAAAUAUAUGUUACUAGCAUCUGCCUGUACAAAUAUGGCAUUCUGGCUUCCAACUAUAGAUGAUGUUUGAAUAAGAUUAUUAAAACUUUGAGAUAUA
Messenger RNA from Zerene cesonia (dogface butterfly), 1175 nucleotides. RefSeq names its product WD repeat-containing protein 82 (gene Wdr82). NCBI's taxonomy places the organism in Eukaryota, Metazoa, Arthropoda, Insecta, Lepidoptera, Pieridae. Bases 201 to 1148 code for a protein of 315 amino acids. Gene Ontology annotation, cellular component: Set1C/COMPASS complex. Gene Ontology annotation, molecular function: protein binding; chromatin binding. The record is from RefSeq and is a predicted model, not a curated record. The transcript has a single exon.